Cherax quadricarinatus is the source of this 3155-nucleotide messenger RNA. RefSeq lists its product as uncharacterized. Lineage: Eukaryota; Metazoa; Arthropoda; Malacostraca; Decapoda; Parastacidae. The record is from RefSeq and is a predicted model, not a curated record.
UGCAGAAUGAGAUUGCAGGCGACGAUAGUGUUGGUGGCGGCGGCAGUGGUUGGCAGCGCCCCUGUACCGGCACCACCAGCUGAAGACAACUUAGUGGAGCUUCACGAAGAGGGAUUGAUGAUAUUGGUACCCACAGUGCCCAUGGCCAGCAAGGACAAGGACGAGAAGGUGCUGAAGAGAGAUGUCGAAUACGAAAUCAUCACCAUCCCCAAAGAGAUGCUGAAGAGGGAGAUCAGACAAAUCUCUCAGCUCUACGGUGCACCAUCCAGUGCUGCGUCGGGAGGAGAACCCAUCUUCCUUGUUGACGACAGCUCUGUUAAUAACUACGAGACCAAGAGUAUUCUAACUGCAGCACCAACAGUAAGCGCCUCCUACGAUGCACCAGGAAUCAGUGUGACCAAGUCAAUCACCACACUGCCAGCCAAACCAGUCUCUCUGCCGGUCUUGACCCUUCCUGACCUCAGUUCAAUCCUGGCUGGAGCUUCGAGUCUGGCCGGAGGUCUGAGCCAGACACUGACUACUGUGGGAAAAGGAGCGUCACAGGUCCUGUCACAGGUCGUUCCUGCCGCGGCUGCUGGAGGAGUACAGGCUGCCAGGUGGAUAUCUGACAAUAAAUGAGAAGGUAUCAGGGCAGCUACCACGGGACUGCAGUACGCUGGUCAGCUUAGCUCUUCUGUCCUCAGAGUUCUUCUUCAGGUGCCCAGCAUAAAGGCUCGUGUACUGUCAGAGGUAAUUCGUGCCAGUCAGCCCCUGACCUAUGCCAUUAGUGAUGUCCUAGCCGAGUCUGCCGAUGAUUUAGGAGACAUCUUUGCAGCCAAGAAUGAUAUCCUGAGGGAUGCCUUGGAAAUCUUCAUCCGGCUGAUACAAGAUACCCUGGCCCUGAAGGGACGAAUCAUUGCUAAACUCGGUGCCUCUGGGCUGGAUGUUGGUGCCACUGCCUUCAACGCUGGCGUGAGAGUUGGUGGGGCAUUUAUAGAGUCUGCUGGAGGCAUAGCUUCUGCGUUAGGUACAGGAGUCGGAGACCUGAUAAGAGUUGCCUCCACUGCCAACUUCCCACCACCACCUCCCAUCACUUUACCACAGCUCCAGCUGCCUGUCAUUCCCCAGAUCACCCUCCCAUCACUGGACCUGUCUAAAUUUGCUGCUCAGGUCACUCUGGCACCUCUUCCACUGCCUUCUAAGCCUGCAGUCACACCUGCACCAGUCUCAUCCUUGUAUGACUCUCCCUUAUAUACAGUCGAGAAACCAUCUGUCCCUUCUCCGUUAUAUACACCAGGUCGUUAAAUUAGUUCUUGUCUUUUGAACCAAUCAUUUCAUUAAGUUGCCAUUUUAGACUAAUGUACAGUAGUUAUACUGCACUACUUCAGGACUAGCUAAGGCUUUACAUUAAUCUGUAAAGUUAUUAUGGCACUUGUUGAAUUUAACAUGUAUGUAAGUUAUUAAAAGCUGCCUGAUUAUUGGCAUUCAGUAAAGAGAGAGCACCAGGUUUAUUUUAUACACCAAUAAGUCAUUUUUGAUAGCUAGUUACAUUAUAUCUGAAGUGGUUCAGGUCAUAGUGCUCUUCCAUAUUUUAGCUGGAGAUCCACUUCAUAUAUUACUUGCCAAUGUGUUUGUCCACUCAAUUUCACAGGUGAGUACAUUGCUCCUUCACGUGCAUUGCUGAGUGUGAAUAUGGAAUUGCCUCACCUAUUGUCACUCGGUAACUUUCCCUAUAGAAGACAGAUUAUUAUAUUAGUGAACUAGCACUAAACCCAUAUGGGUCAUACACCUAAAUAAAAACUUUGUCUAUGCUACAUCCAGUCAUUGUAUUCGUAGUUUUAUAGACAGCCUAUAUAAAGUUCGUGUCAAUCUGUUAAGAUAACUUGCAUUACAUAGAAUGCAUCUAAUUGCUAAGGACAAGGUAUAUUUAAUGUAUUAUUGUUUAAACUGUUAUUUCAAUUUCUGAAGAGCUUUUGUUAACUUAUUUUUAGUUCUGUUUCAAGCAGCUGGAGAUGAGCUCUGCUUCUGUUGAUGUGUUGCUCUAUAUAUGCAAAUUAUUUCUGAAAGCAUCUGACUAAGUCAAGCUACUAAAGUUUCAUGUCAGGCAGUUGCUACUGUCUCUUUCAUGAAGCACCAGUAAUGUAUAACCCACACGGGUUUAGUGCUACAUUUUUAACAAGGUAAUAAUUACAUGAAACAGCCAAAUAUCAAUGGGCAAAUAAACAAGAUAAUCAGCAACUUAAACUAUUGAUAUAAUUAACCAAAAGUUAGUUUCUAAAAAAAAUAAUAGAAAAGAAUUCGGAUUCCAAAAUGUAUAAUUUUGCUUCUCCACAAAAUAACUUUGGUAACUUAUCACCAUGUUAACAUUUCUUAAAGCAAAAUUAUACUAUAGUCAUAUUACAGAUUUUAGAAGAUGGGCUGACAUACAAAACAGAAGCAAAAUAUCCUGGUCCUGUUGUCUUUAAAAUUAUAAUCACUAUAUAUAUGUUAAUGUUUAUGUCCUCACUUUUCAUAAUCUUUAUUUAAUAUGUAAAAUAUAGUUUUUUCUACAUAUACAUAGACUUGUUUACUUGCUUCACAUUUCUUACCCAAGUAUUACUUUUUCUUAAAUGUUAUCACUUUAUUCCUGUUUGGCUAAUUAUUCACUCCUGCACUGACAAAUACAAGAUACGUAUAACUAUACUGUGUCCUCAGACUGUUGUACUACAAAAUAAACAAGCAUACAUUCAGAGUUACAUGUAUUCUGCUCUGUUUCUAUAUGUAUAUUUUUCUGAAAGAAUGUAAUAUUUGUUAAUACACUAUAUACAGUAUUUCAUAAUUCUCUGUUCCAUACUGUGUUCUCUAGAUUUGUUGUAUUAAUAAUUUAGUGUGUAUUUCUGCAUUAUUUGUUCAUUGGCAGCAGCUAAGGUCAUGUCUCAGAACACAGCCUGCCAACACUUGCCCACAUAUAACACAAGUUAUGGCUGUAUUACCCAUCAUACUUGUCAUGUAUGUAUGAAGUGUGUGUGUGUGUGAGAGAGAGAGAGAGAGAGAGAGAGAGAGAGAGAGAGAGAGAGUGUGAACAAGCAACAUGUACAAGCAAGUGUUGGCUGGUUGGCUACAAGGAAGGCUGAGCUCUGCCGUCAACGGUGCGCGUUACCUACUGUGUUGUGAAGUAAUAAAACUGUUUUUAUCAA